Linum trigynum is the source of this 3144-nucleotide messenger RNA. NCBI's taxonomy places the organism in Eukaryota, Viridiplantae, Streptophyta, Magnoliopsida, Malpighiales, Linaceae. The record is from the annotation of a GenBank genome assembly.
UAAUACAACUUAGUGUUAGCAUCAUGUUAACAUAAUCCAUUAAAGGUAUUAUAGUAACUACUCACUUAUAGGUUUGGCACCUAAACUUAAUAAAUUUUAAGAUUAAUUUUUUUUUUUUUUUUGCAUAUGGGUCUUUAAGAAGUAGAUGAAAAUUACAUUUAGUACCUAAUUUUGUUUUUGUCUUGCAUUUUGCUAACUAAACAUUUUUUAUUUUUUCAAAUAGAUCCAAUUUUUUGAGGUUUCUAGUCUACUUUAAGAAAGUUGUGGUAUGUUUUAUGAGGUUCUUAUCUAAUUCAAGAAACUUGUGGUAUGCUUUAGUAACUUGUGAUCUUUCCCAUACGUGUGGUAUGCCCCCAUGUGGUUUUUUAUCUGCUUUAAGAAACUUGUGGUAUGCUUUAGUUACACGGUGGCUCCCAGCAACGCUAAAACCUCUGGGGGCAUACCACAAGUAAGGGAAAGAUCACAAGUUACUAAAGCAUACCACAAGUUUCUUGAAAUUUAUAGGUUUGGCACCUAAACUUAAAAAAUUUUAAGAUUUAGUUUUUUUUUUUUUUGCAUAUGAGUUUAAAAAAUUGAUGAAAAUUACAUUUAGUACCUAAUUUUUUUUGUCUUACAUUUUGAUAACUAAACGUUUUUUAUUUUUUCAAAUAGAUCCAAGUUUUUGAGGUUUCUAGUCUACUUUAAGAAAGUUGUGGUAUGUUUUAUGAGGUUCUCAUCUAAUUCAAGAAACUUGUGGUAUGCUUUUAGUAACUUGUGAUCUUUCCCUUGUGGUAUGCUCCCACGAGGUUUUUUAUCUGCUUUAAGAAACUUGUCGUAUGCUAGUUACACGGUGGCUCCCGGCAGCGCUAAAAAAUAGAGGAAAUUAGAUCCAAAACCAAAAAAAAAAAAACGAGGAAAGUGCCCCAUCUCACUAAGGUGGCGUCUCGCGAGCACAAACAGCUAACGAAAAGACAACGAAUCAAACAUAGUGGCUGAAAAUACUAGGGUGGCGCUCCGAAAGAGGCUUACCCACUGUGGUGGCGCUCCGAAAAUCCAAACCACUAGUGUUGCACUAAAAUAAGCAAUCAAUCCUAGCGGAGGCUCCCAUAGGAAAGAAAACAAAACAUGGGUAAAGUCGGAAACAAUUGAGGAAGCCUGAUUCCAGAUCUAAUAAACCCCAGGUGGCGCUCCAAAAAUCCAAAACACUGGUGUGGCAUUCAAAUAAGCAAUCAAUCCUAGCGGUGGCGCCCAAAGAAAUAAUAAAACAUGGGUAACGUCGGGAAUGAUUGAGUAAGCAGGAUUCCAUAUCUAAUAAACCCUAAGACGAGUCGCCCUCAAUCAUCAUAAAAUGGAGGAGCGAAAUCGGAAGACACUUGGUGACGCCCAAACACACAAGAUAAGAGGAGAUGCGCGACAAAAAAAGCCUUACAUGUUGAGUUUUGUCGAGGGCGACGCCCGCGAGGAGAACUACCGAAGGAGGCGCCAACGGAAUAGAGGAGGCGGCAGAGAGGUGAGAUACCGAUUGAAGGGGAAAUAUGAAGGAUGGCGUGCGAGAUGGAAAGACUUACUUUUCUUGUCUAGGGUGGCGCCCACGGGGGGAACCGUUGAAGGAGGCGCCUGCGGAAAGAGGAGGUGUCGGAGAAAGGGAGAAUUGUGGGCUCGAAAAUUUGGUGGAAGGGGAGAAAUGAAGGGGAAGGGGAUGGUCAUGUUUAAAUGAUAAGAAGGGGGGGGGGUGAGAGAGAGAGAGAGAGAGAGAAACACACGCCCUUCGAGGUGGGCAGCCCAGAAGCCCAAUCCAACACAAUUUCCUUUCCUAAAUCGUGUUUCUUUCCUGGGUGGGUCGAGCCUCAAAGUCACCAUGGCCGACUCGUCCUAGGUAUUCUUUCUCUUAUAUUUAUUUUAUUUUAGUUCGUAUUUCAUGCUUUUAAACUCGUUUAUUUUCGAACUUAAGUGUUGUCUAUCCUUUAUGAAUUUCUACCAAGAGGCACCCUAGUCAUGAAGAAAAAAGAGUACUUGUUUGACGAUACCACAAUGCUUGCGCCAUCACCAAAAGGGAAAUUGAUAGGGCAUCCUAAUUGCUAAGGUAUAAGGGGCAAAACCCUAGCUAUGCCCUAAUUGAUGACAUAAUGAAAGAAGAAGAUAAAAGAAUUGAAGGAGACAAGAUCAAGGGACAAAGCCAAGCACCUGACAUCAGCAAGGACAGAGUACAAGUGGACAUCUUCUGGUAGAAAGUACAAUGUACAAUGUACAGUGUCAGAAUGUCUGAGGCUCCUGACCACAGCAUUUAUGGCUAGGUAGGCGCCUGCACCACGACCUAACUUUUGGACUUGUAUAAAUAGGAGUUUUCUCCUCAGAAAUGACAAGCUAUCUACAUUUUACUCCAACUUUUCUCUACAUUUCUCUUCUCUCUUCCUAGAGACGGGGCGCCUGCAUUCUCUAGGUCAUGCCUGACUCCACAAACCCUUUGGACCCAAGUGACCCCCGUCGCUUGGGCUCAAACAGAAACUUAUGACCUGCUUUAAAAAACUUGUGGUAUGUUUUGUGAGAUUUCUUGUAUGCUUUAGAGAACUUGUGGCAUGCUUUAAGAAAUUUGUGGUAUGCUUUAAUAUAGGGCCAGGCUUGAGCUUGUGCAUACAGGGCCUCAAAAUAAUUAGGGUAUCAGCCUAUCAGCUUAUAUAAAUUGUUAGGUGAGAUAUUAUUCAUUAAUUAAUUUAUUGUAUAAAUUUUAUUUUAUUAGAUUAGAACAAUUAGAGCCACAUUUAAUGUAAGGAACAUGGCCUCCAUAAUUUCAGUUUUAAUAAAUUUAUGGUAUGCUUUAUAAGAUUUCUGUUCUACUUCUGGAAACUUAAGUUUGCUUUUAAGAAAUUUGUGGUUUAGUUCAGAGAACUUUUGGUAUGAUUCAAGAAACUUGUGAUAUGUUUUAUGAAAUUUCUGAUAUACUAAUGUGUGGUGUGGUUUGAAAUUUUUUUGUAUGCUUGGUUUGAAAUUUUUUUGUAUGCUUUUACGAAUUUUGUGGUGCGGUGAGGUUCUGGUAUGUUUUAUAAUUUUCUUGCCAUGCUUUAUGGUAUUUGUGGUGUGCUUUGUUGCAUUGUUGGACUGUGUUUGUGGUCUGCUUCAUGAUACUUGUGAUGAGGGGCGAGACCCGAAUUAAUGUAAAGUGUCACA